GGUUGUUUCAGGAACCGCUCAGAAAGCUGCUGUCGCUUUUCUGGAGAGGACUGGCUGAGGUCAACCGAUAAACGGUCCGGAGGCGGAGGCGGCGGGAGCGACUUGGGAGCCGGACUGCGGGGCGGAGCCGCAACCUGCGACUCCAGUUGAGCCACCCGGACCCGGACCCGAGCCAGAGGAAGCCGCGGUCUGAACUCCAAGCGCCGUGCCGCGAUGGGCCGGGCAAGCGGCUCCGCUGCCCCACUGUGCGCGCUGCUGCUGCUGCUCCUGGAACUGCUGCUGCAGCCGAUGAGUACGCGGACGCUCGGCCCCCGGAUCAGAGUGCCGCUGGGCUCUGAAGAAAGGCUGAUCCGAAAAUUUGAAGCUGAAAACGUUUCCAACUACACAGCCCUUCUACUGAGCCAAGAUGGCAAGACUUUGUACGUGGGGGCCCGAGAGACCCUCUUUGCACUCAACAACAACAGCUUCCUGCCGGGUGGAGAGCACCAGAAGCUGCUGUGGAGUGCAGACGCCGACAGGAAGCAGCAAUGCAGCUUCAAGGGCAAGGACCGGAAGCGAGACUGUCAAAACUACAUCAAGAUCCUUCUGCCCCUCAACAGCAGCCACCUGCUCACCUGUGGCACAGCAGCCUUCAGCCCCCUGUGCACCUACAUUAACAUAGCAAACUUCACUCUAGCACAGGAUGAGGCUGGCAAUGUCCUCCUGGAGGAUGGCAAGGGCCGUUGUCCCUUUGAUCCCAACUUCAAGUCUACAGCCCUGGUGGUUGAUGGUGAGCUGUACACUGGAACAGUUAGCAGCUUCCAGGGAACCGACCCAGCCAUUUCCCGGAGCCAGAGCCCCCGCCCUACCAAGACCGAGAGCUCCCUCAACUGGCUACAAGACCCUGCCUUUGUAGCCUCAGCCUACAUUUCUGAGAGCCUGGGAAGCUUGCACGGUGAUGACGAUAAAAUCUACUUUUUCUUCAGUGAGACAGGCCAGGAGUUUGAGUUCUUUGAGAACACCAUUGUAUCCCGAGUUGCCCGUGUUUGCAAGGGUGAUGAGGGCGGAGAACGGGUGCUGCAGCAGCGCUGGACCUCCUUCCUCAAGGCCCAGUUGCUCUGCUCACGGCCUGAUGACGGCUUUCCUUUUAAUGUGGUACAAGAUGUCUUCACCCUGAGCCCCAGCCCUCAAGACUGGCACAAUACCCUUUUCUAUGGGGUCUUCACUUCCCAGUGGCACAGGGGGACCACAGAGGGCUCUGCUAUCUGUGUCUUUACCAUGAAGGAGGUACAGCAGGCCUUUAAUGGCCUAUACAAGAAAGUGAACCGAGAGACACAGCAGUGGUACACUGAGACCCACCCAGCACCCAUGCCCCGACCUGGAGCGUGCAUCACCAACACUGCCCGAGAAAGAAAGAUCAACUCAUCCCUGCAGCUCCCAGACCGAGUGCUGAACUUCCUCAAGGACCACUUCCUGAUGGAUGGGCAGGUCCGAAGCCGCAUGUUGUUGCUGCAGCCACAAGCCCGCUACCAACGUGUGGCUGUGCACCGUGUGCCUGGCCUGCACGGCACCUCCUAUGAUGUCCUCUUCCUGGGGACUGGUGAUGGCCGGCUGCACAAAGCAGUGGACGUAGGCUCCAGGGUGCACAUCAUCGAGGAGCUCCAGGUCUUCCCUCAAGGGCAGCCUGUGCAGAACCUGCUCUUGGACAGUCUCGGGGGGCUGUUGUAUGCCUCCUCCCAUUCCGGCAUAGUGCAGGUGCCUGUGGCCAAUUGCAGCCUUUAUCCAAGCUGUGGAGAUUGCCUCCUUGCCAGAGACCCCUACUGCGCCUGGAGUGGUUCUAGUUGCAGACUCGUCAGCCUCUACCAGCCUGAGUUGGCUUCCAGGCCAUGGAUCCAGGACAUCGAGGGGGCCAAUGCUAAGGAGCUCUGCAGUACUUCACCAGCCAAGUCCCGGUCUAUAGUACCAGCAGGUAAGCCAUGUAAACAAGUCCAGAUCCAGCCCAGCACAGUGAACACCCUGGCCUGCCCACUCCUCUCCAACCUGGCCACUCGGCUCUGGGUACACAAUGGGAUUCCCGUUAAUGCCUCUGCCUCUUGCCGUGUGCUGCCCAAUGGGGAUCUGCUGCUGGUGGGCAGCCAGCAGCAGCUGGGAGUAUUCCAGUGUUGGUCGAUAGAGGAAGGAUUCCAGCAGCUGGUGGCCAGCUACUGCCCAGAGGUGAUGGAGGAUGGGCUCGUGGUCCAAAAGGACCAGAGUGAUGGUCCACCUGUCAUUAUCAAUACAUCACGUGUGAGUGCACCAGCUGGUGGCAAGGCCAGCUGGGGUGCAGACAAGUCAUACUGGAAUGAGUUCCUGGUGAUGUGUACACUCUUCGGGCUUGCUGUGGUGCUUCUAGUUUUGUUCUUCCUCUACCGGCACCGGGACGGCAUGAAAUUCUUCUUAAAGCAGGGGGAAUGUGCCAGUGUGCACCCCAAGACCCGCCCUGUGGUGCUCCAACCUGAGACCCGACCACUCAAUGGUGUUGGCCCUCCUAGCACCCCACUUGACCACCGAGGCUACCAGGCCCUGUCAGAUAGCUCUCCGGGAACCCGGGUCUUCACAGAGUCAGAGAAGAGGCCACUGAGCAUCCAGGACAGCUUUGUGGAAGUGUCUCCUAUGUGUCCCCGGCCCCGGGUUCGACUGGGCUCUGAGAUCCGUGACUCUGUGGUAUGAGAGCUGACUUCAGACAUGGCCACCCUAGCCUCAGAGGCUGUGAAUGCUCAGAAGAGUCAGCUGGACCUCUUCUCCUGGAACAAAAUGGUCCCCUGCCCUGGGGAACCUGGGAGACCUUUGGCCUGUUGGCUUCAGUUAGUGUCACAGCCCUUAGGGCUUCGAGUGCCUGACUGAAGAUGGGGCUGCCCUCCAUGGCCUAGAGGGGCCUGCCUGGGUGGCAGAACUCUGCUCCUUAAAUAAACUGAGCCCUCUGUUUAAAAGACAACUGCAAAUGUGAAGCCAGAGCGAAAGAGAAGUGAGACAGCUCAAGAGGCAGUGCAGAAUGAUGGCACAGAAUGCCUCACAGUGGAGACUCAACCAAAGUGGCUUCGUGAGCCAGAGUUGGGAAUCCCUCCCCCAGUGGCCUCCUACUACCUUCCGCCUUACUCUGCUGCCACAGGCUGCCCUUUCUCACAACAAAGUCAGGAUCCUGCUUUAGCAGACCCAGGACAUAUCUGUGGCCACUGACACCCCACCACCUCAGGGACCAGAGGGCUAGGCUGGCUCUGCAGCCCUCACCAGACCAUGGGCCCAGACCCAGCUCCCGGACCUUUCUGGCCUGUAUCAGGCUGUGGCCUCAUGAGAGAGCAAGAAAAUGUGAGCCCAGGGGAGUUUGUGACAGUGGACACCAUUUCCAAGGAAGAAACUUGCCUGCCAUCUUUCUUCUGUCUGAGAGAGAAUAUGUCCCACUCACCACCUCAGCCCUAUCUUCCAAUUCAAACACAGGGACUCAAUGUACCCUACCUUCUCCUGUGUCCUAGCUCAACCCCCUCUUCCACUUGCCUAUCACCACUCUAAGGGAUAUUGACACUGCCCAGCACAAGGAGCCUAAAUUUAUGUGGGUUUUAUAUAUAUUUUUUAAUAAGAUGCACUUUACUUUUUUUUUAAAUAAAAUCUGACAAAUUAAUUGUGGCCUUCACCCUUAAA
Nannospalax galili (Upper Galilee mountains blind mole rat) is the source of this 3654-nucleotide messenger RNA. It is a transcript of the gene Sema4b, whose product is annotated as semaphorin 4B. Gene Ontology annotation, biological process: semaphorin-plexin signaling pathway; positive regulation of cell migration; negative regulation of axon extension involved in axon guidance. The record is from RefSeq and is a predicted model, not a curated record. Gene Ontology annotation, molecular function: semaphorin receptor binding; chemorepellent activity. Lineage: Eukaryota; Metazoa; Chordata; Mammalia; Rodentia; Spalacidae. The coding region runs from base 214 to 2688 and encodes 824 amino acids. The transcript is spliced from 15 exons.